Mus pahari (shrew mouse) is the source of this 2034-nucleotide messenger RNA. It is a transcript of the gene Paqr7, whose product is annotated as progestin and adipoQ receptor family member 7. Gene Ontology annotation, cellular component: plasma membrane. Lineage: Eukaryota; Metazoa; Chordata; Mammalia; Rodentia; Muridae. Bases 310 to 1347 code for a protein of 345 amino acids. Gene Ontology annotation, biological process: response to steroid hormone. Gene Ontology annotation, molecular function: steroid binding; nuclear steroid receptor activity. The record is from RefSeq and is a predicted model, not a curated record. The transcript has 3 exons.
GGGGACCGGAAGGAGCAACGUCUGAGGUCACCCCACCCCCGGAGGAGCAGUGGGGGGUCAAUGUAAGGGGGUGGGGAGAGCAGAAGGAUUAUGGGAGGACCAGAGGUAGCAUGUCAUGGAGAAGGAGGACCAGGGCUGGAGCAAAUCCUAUGAGCUUGUGGAAUGGGGAGAAUAAUUUAGUGUCGUCUGCAAAAGGCAUCUGUGUGGGUGAGGCAGCAGAGCAGGGACACCCAUCAUCUGCUGUGUUCCCUGAUCUGUGGGGUGGCCUGGUGGCUUGAGUUUUCCUGACUUCUCUUCCGGGCCCCAGGCAUGGCGAUGGCAGUAGCCCAGAAGUUCAGCCACCUGCUGUCCAGCCUGUGGCACGUGGGCCAGAAGCCUCUGCAACCAGAACCCGUGUUUACAGUGGACCGGGCCCAGGUGCCGCCACUCUUCUGGAAGCCGUACAUCUAUGCUGGCUACCGGCCGCUGCAUCAGAACUGGUGUUUCUACUUCCGCACACUCUUCCAGCAGCACAACGAGGCUGUGAACGUGUGGACCCACCUCCUGGCCGCCCUAGCUCUGCUGCUGCGGCUGAUCGGCUUGGUGGGGAGUGUGGACUUCUGGGAUGACCCUCACGUGCUGCCCCUCUUCUUCAUCGUCCUGGCUUCCUUCACCUACCUCUCCUUCAGUGCCCUGGCUCACCUCCUGCAGGCCAAGUCGGAGUUCUGGCAUUACAGCUUCUUCUUCUUGGACUAUGUGGGUGUGGCCGUGUACCAGUUUGGCAGUGCCCUGGCACACUUCUACUAUGCCAUAGAGCCGUCCUGGCAUGACAAGGUACAGGCUAUUUUCCUGCCCACGGCUGCCUUUCUGGCCUGGCUUUCCUGCGCUGGCUCCUGCUACAACAAGUACAGUCAGAAGCCAGGUCUGCUGGGGCGCAUUUUCCAGGAGGCGCCCUCUGCGCUGGCCUAUGCGCUGGACAUCAGCCCCGUGGUGCACCGCAUCAUAGUGUCUCCCCUCCCUGCCGAGGAGGAUCCCGCUCUUCUCUAUCACAAAUGCCAAGUGGUUUUCUUCCUUCUAGCUGCUGCGUUUUUCUCCACGGUUAUGCCUGAGAGUUGGUUCCCCGGCAGCUGCCACAUCUUUGGGCAGGGACACCAAGUUUUCCAUGUCUUUUUGGUGCUGUGCACUCUGGCCCAGCUAGAGGCGGUGACUCUGGACUAUCAGGUCCGGAGGGACAUCUACGAGCCUCUGCACGCCCGUUGGCCCCACAACUUCUCUGGCCUCUUCCUGCUCACUGUGGCCAGCAGCAGCCUCACCGCGCUCCUCCUCAGCCAGCUGGUGCGGCGCAGACUCCAUCAGAAGACCAAGUGAAAGCGGGCGGGUGGGAGCUGGCAGGGUGAGAGAAGGUGCUAGGGACAAAAGCCUGGACUUGACUCCAGAUUGGAACAAGGCCCGGUAAAGCAGAUUCUAUCUGGCAGGCCAUGACUCCCUGCAUACAAGCUCAAUGGCCAAAGCGAUGCUAGCCAAUCCUUGAGCCUGCGGGUUGGCUGGGAGCUGCAGAGCCUUGCUCAGUUCCCUGCUGUGGGAGGGGAAGAGAUGAGGGACUCCUGAUUGCCCCUCCCUUGCCACCUAUCAGAGCUAAGGGUUGGAGUUCAGCUUUGGUCACCAUACUGGUUUGGGGUCAGUGAUAAGAUUCAGGCCAUUGUCCAAUUUGAGCCAAGAGGGAGUGGAAGUCUUAGCAGCCACCACCUACCAGAGCUCACUGAAGAGAAAAGGGCCCAAAGAUGGGUAGCGUUUUAACUUCACUGUGCCCUGCACAGCCUGGAUCGCUGGGUUCCAGCGAGUCCCCAAAGACAAAAGACGCCCUCCCUUGCCCACAUCCCUGCAUCACAGCCCAGCCAGGAAGCCUCACAGGAAGCAUUGGCCUGCAUCUCUUGCACACUGUUUUCAGUUUCUCCCCACAACUCAUUUAUGAUUUUGAGAUAUGUCUCCUUAGCUCACUGUUUCCUGGGGCUCCAGGCUUUAGAACCAGUAGGAAUUGUCAAGGAAAGCUCAAGG